Mercenaria mercenaria is the source of this 5478-nucleotide messenger RNA. RefSeq lists its product as uncharacterized. Lineage: Eukaryota; Metazoa; Mollusca; Bivalvia; Venerida; Veneridae. The record is from RefSeq and is a predicted model, not a curated record. The transcript has 8 exons. The coding region runs from base 559 to 3276 and encodes 905 amino acids.
UUCAAAUUUACCGGUAAUUUCAAAUUCUGUUAUGCGCAAACAUUCAAACGGUAAAACGUGUUUUGAAGAAUUAGAUUUAUUAUUGUUCAUUAAAAAGUUGGAUGCAAACAUUCUUAUUAUAUAAUUGGAAUAAUGAAAUGGAUUCAUGAUGUAGAAAUUGAAUAUAAAACAGCGUACCGAAAUACGGACUGUGUAAUUAAUAUUUUAGAUAUUAAUGUAAAAUUCCCGUGAAAGAAGAGCUGUAUUACAUAUUCAUUUCUACAUCUAAUUUUUCAAUUAGUAACUGAAUUAAAUUACAUUCAGCGGUCGAAAACGCCUUUGUGAAAUGCUAUCGUGUUUUAAAUUUGAAGAAAGAAAAGAAAGGCAUUAAAUGCUGUAUCAAGGAACACAAAGAAAACUGGUGUUGGUUACACAUGCUUUUAGUAAGAAAACUUGUAUAAAUGGUUAUAUAAUUGCUUUUGUACGUUUAGUGUAGAAGUGUUGCUUUUUUUCUACUAAGAUAUCUCUAACUGGAUAAUUUUGAGUAAAAACGUUUGGAUAUUGCAAUUUCUUGUAUCUAUGGUGUCACCACCGACCACGCCUGGAAAAUCUCUUAAUCCCAAGUACCCCCUGUUCAACAAACUUCUGCAUGAAAGUCUGGCAGGUAGAGUACCGGCACGGAACAGCAAAUACCCCGCUUGUCCAGCAACAGCACCGGUUUUAACUCCUUCUUACGGCAUCACAUCUGAAAAGGCGGACAUGGACAAGGAAAUAGACAAUAAUAAAACAGAUAAGCACCAGAUAGAAGAAGAACCUCCUAGUGCAGAACCUCCAAUUAAACUCAUGGAUCCUCCAAAAACAAAGUUAAAACGUCAGCUUUCAAUAGAUACUGCUGAACGAACUGACGCAGAGCGUGUAAGAAAGAGAGCAGCUUUGUUAUAUCAGCCAGGCUUUAGUGACGACAGACCUUCGAGAAAGGAUGAGGUCGAUGGCGGGCGACCAUCUACCUCGACAGAAAUAAUUCACACUGAAGCAUCGAAAAGUUAUUCUUCUGGCAUAUAUGAAACUGGAAGUGCUACUAUACCUAUUACUAUUGCUACAAGCUCCAUCAGAGGACAACCUGAAUUAGUUUAUGAUACUCAAGACUUACAGGAGGAGUACACGAAGGAAUACGUACCACUGCCUAGUCCAAACCGUUUCAACCUGAGCGAUAUAGGUCUGACAUCACCUUUUGCUACCCGGACAUCCUUCGGAACACAUGAAAAAGAGGCGUUUGUCUUUCCUGAUAACGUCCCACCAAGGAAAAUAUCACCGUACAAGAAUAUACAUGAAGAGUACAGGGAAAGAGAUGUUUCUGAGCCAAGAGAAGAUUAUUCUAUGGAAAUGUUAAGCAGAUUAGCUCACGAGUCCAUCUUUAGAAAGGAAUACAAGACGGAAAAUAACCAAAGCAAAUCCCACAUUGACAUUAAAGAUGAGACGCAGUCUAAAUAUUCCAGAGGCCAUCAUACACAACACAGACCGGGACAUGUCUCAGAGAGGGGUUUCGCCUGGCCCGAAAAGGCAACAAUAACAGAACCAGUGCCGUUUAGUCCAAGAAUCGUUACCACAGAUUCUCGUCCUCGAUUUCCUACCUCUUCAACAAGCAACGACAGGGCGAAACUAGCACAGGAAGAUUUAGAGCUUAAAGAUAGAUUGCGGUUAUUAGAGAGGGAAUAUGCCAGAGCUAAAGAAAUAUACGGAUCACCACCCGUUUCCCAAGAGUUCAGACAAAUGUCUCCCACUUCAAGAAAUGUCGAAAGCCUCCGUCGCGGAGCUCUUAGAAGUAUUAGCAAUAAGGACAGAUCACCAAAUGAAAAGGAGAUCCGAGAAAUAAGUGACGACGUGCGAAGUAGAUAUGAACGUUCUUUCUCUGAUCCAAGGUUCAGCCCCCGACAGAUCUAUAGCCUUAUCAUGAGACCUAGCCCCCUGUGUAGACAAUAUGAUGAAACAAUGCAAGACACUUUGUCCCAUGACCGUUGUCCAGAUCGUUGGAGAGAUGAUGUAAAAAGAAGACUUUUUGUUAAGGGUGACUUAAGUUACAGUAAUGAAUACAGACGACAACAUUCAUCUGCGUAUCAUCAGCCGGCAACAAAUAAAUCAGCGGAGAUUCCAGAAGAGGUUCUACAGUUUCUUCAUUCGCGGAAUUUCCAUCCAGAAGAAUUAGAAAAUCUGAAAGACGUUUUACGUCGCGGUGGAUCACCAAUUGGGGAAGAAGAAGGUUCGUUUCCAAGACUGACUCAAGGACAGUUUGACACAUCAAGAGAAAUAUAUGCCAGAUAUAGACAUGAUGGGACUUCUGGAAGACGGGAUUCAAACUUUGAUGAGGACUAUGCACGAACUCUUCCGAGAGAAAGACAUUAUGGUGACAUUGAUGUCAGACUAACUUGCGAAAGUAUUAAAGAAAAGUCAAAGAAGACAGAAGAACUCUUAAACGAAUUGGAACAUGACAAUAAGGAUUGCAAAUGCGCGCAGAUAGAACAAGAAAUACGAUUAAUGGCAAUGGAUGCUUACAGUAAGAUUAGACGAGCCAACAGAAGCGCUGAAGCUCAUGACCAGUUCCAAAAUGAGCUCAAUGAAACAAAUGCAAUCGUUUAUACGUCGAUGAGAAGGCUUUGUGGUAUUAAGUGCCUCUGUAAAUAUGGGAGAACAAUAGAAGAAGUGUUUUCAGGAAGUGUAGUGUUUCGAAUCAAUUGCCCCAAUGUGGAUGCAUUGUUAGACCUUUGGCAACUUUAUAAGAGCGGGGAUCUUCUAAAACAGUUUAAAGACGCAUUUAUAAAUGAAGAUCUUUUAGAGAAAUACGAUUGUGAAGAUAUAAUUCUAAAGGUAGAAAUACGCUGGCAGGAUUAUUUGGACUGCAAGCAAGAACUUGAAACCUCUUUAGAAUCACCUAUCAUCCGGACACCAACGAAGUCUCCACUUACACCGGUACACACCAGAAGUCGUUCAGAACCAGCAUCUGUCUCAAAACAAGCCAAUCAGGUCCUCCAGCCAAAGACAACUCUGUCUCCAUUUAGAGAAAGAUUCUGCUCCGAUUCUUCGGUAGAACUGUCGCCAAGGCGAGCAUUUCAAGAACUAAAUGCUGGCAAGCAUCCAGUUCACCCGCCACCGUCACCUUCAAAGAAAUAUAUAUCAGAUAAUGUGUUCACAGAUGAAGAAUCUAGAAGUCCAUUGACGUCUCCCCGCAGGAAAACAACGUUUGUGUUCAAACCUCAGAAUGAACAGGAAAAUGUUGAAGCGGGAGAUGCAUACAUUGUUUGACAAAUGUUGUUACAGAAAUGACUUUCACUGAAAUGAAGUUAAAAACAUAUCAGUAUACUGAUGUGACAAGGUUUGAGACUUCGUCCAUCUGGAGUGGUUUUAGUUCUAGAUUUGAAACGAUCCUUUAACCGAAAUAAUUGAGUGCAUUUGUAAAAACAAACUUGAAAGAAAAUUAGUUUUAUCAAUCCAUCGCUUGAAGCAACUCGUUCACACUCUUUAGGAGAACAGUUUAUACCCUCCAAAGUAGAUAAAUAUGGGUGUUGUGAAAGUGACCAAUGGUUAAAACUUAUUGACUUAUGAAUUUUUCAAUGAAACCUGUAAAAAGAUCCUUUGGAAGCAUAGAAUGCAUCCAAGCAAAUUGAUAGCAGACUCUCUUUGACUGGGUCUGUUCAUGAGAGAUAAUAGAAAGUGAAAUACCCCUCACACACCCUAGCACAGGAUUAAGCGGAACUCUGCUACGAAUGUAUUAAAUCAACUGCUUGAUCCCAAAGGACCAGAAAAUAACACAACACUGAAUCCGAGUACGGGGAGACUUUUUUGCAGCCGCCACACAGCACUAAAUGAUUGCUGUUGUGAUAGUUAAUUAGACACUCUGAUAAAGUUCCAAAAAUAUAAGCAGACACAAGUAACACUUGGGGAAAACCAAUUUACUUUUUUACCAGUAUCUUAAACUUGUUUUCACUCACAUUAUCAUUUUUCACCGUCAUUUAUACAUUCUAUGCCAAACCUAGGAACAAUGAACAUGCUUAAAAUUUUCACCCCAACUAUGGGCGAGUAGUUUUACCAAAACCAGUGUUUUAAAAGGGGCCAAGCGUAUAAUGUUUUACAUUUAUAAUCUGCAUCCUAGUCUAGUUGUAAUAUAGUGGAUAAAAACCAAAGUCAAUUCACAAUUUACUAAUAUUCCAACGUUUCGGCUACAUCUUCAGGGAAUAAUAAUUUAGUCUAGUUGUACGCAGAUAAAACUAUGUUAUGUUAUGAACAGGGGGCAUAACAAACGAAGUUCGAAAUGUGAUCGAAAGAAAGCAUUAUAAUUUUGUUGUCGUUCCACCGAGUUUUUAAAAUCUAUUUAAAAGAUAUGUAUGUUGAUUGUCUAACUUAUUUCUAAACUGUAAUUAUUCUUGUAGUAUUUAUUGAUAGAUAUAGCCAGAUUAAAUUGACCUUACCCCGCUUCAUUUCUAUAAUGAACUUGUCCAUCCUUCAAUUUGGACAGUACCAUUAACUGUUUAAAGGGAUGUUAAAGGUCAAUUACUAAGGGAAAGUGAGUUGGCAAUUUUUUUCAUAGCCAGUGCAUAGACUUCUGCAAGACACUAAAUAAUGAAGACUGGCAGGUCAAAAUUUACAGAAGGUCUUUGGAACUCAAAGAAAUGUAUGUGUAUUAUGUUGAAAUUUCAAUGAAUCGACAGAAUGACCCCCCAGGUCUUUUUAACUUUUUUUCAUACUUCAUAGAAAAAUAAUUGUACAUAUACUGCGAUUUAUUUCGAAUUUCUACAUACCAACUUUCAUUUUCCAAUAAAAUGAAACAGUUUCUGUGCUUUUAAAAAGAAAUUAAAAUGUUCACUUUCCUUAAUAUUGGACCUUUAACUGAAAAUUUACUGACUGAAUGGCGAACAGUGCAGACCAUGAUCAGACUGCACGGAUGUGCAUGCUCAUCUAGGUCUGCACUGGUCGCAAAGGCAGAAUCACUUGCCACCAGCAGGCUAAGGGUUAAAUUGACCUUUUGGGACAAGAUGGUGCACCUGUUGUAAGAAGACUAUAUCCAUAGAAACCAUGGAAGUCCAAGAACCAAUGUGGCAAUCCUUUUGGUUGUAUUGACUAUCUUCUUUCCGCAUCCAUGCCAUUCUUCGAUACGUACAUUUUAACUUGUUCCGGAAAAUUUAAUUUUGAAUCUGACUGUAAUAUGGUAUUCUGUUCAAAUUUGUUUUGCUUUCCUCCAGUGUACAGUAGCAGUAGAUAUAGAAAGUGUUGUUUUUUUUCUUGAAGUUGGUUUUCUAAAAUAUUUAUAUGUGUUAACUUCUGUGCAGAUAGUUUAAUAAAAAACAAAAGAUUUGUUACGCUUUCUUUAAAUUUAUACAUUACAACAGCAGUAGAAACUACAUGUUUGAAUAGUUUAUGGAGUUUAAUGUUACAUUUCUUGGUUUAAAUUCUAUAUUUUCUGUUUAAUAUAGUUAUGUUUUUCUAACAUUUUGAAAUAAACUGCAUCUA